Sphaerulina musiva SO2202 is the source of this 2985-nucleotide messenger RNA. RefSeq lists its product as uncharacterized. NCBI's taxonomy places the organism in Eukaryota, Fungi, Ascomycota, Dothideomycetes, Mycosphaerellales, Mycosphaerellaceae. The record is from RefSeq and is a predicted model, not a curated record. The transcript is spliced from 3 exons. The annotation marks the transcript as partial.
AUGCGCUCAUAUACAGCGCUGGCCCUCGGGCUAACUCUUGCUCAUCACGCGGCUGGCCGAGUGGCCAACCCGCCUACAGAUCUUGAGCUUCAGCAGCGCGAAGUGCCCCAGCAAAAUGCCGUCCGCAGGAUCUUUAAUCGUUUGUUCAAAAAGGCAGCGGCAGCGACUUGCUAUCAAGAUAACUAUUACGAUUUCGUCCACGACCCGAGCUUUGGCCAGGACUUCUGCAAAGCAUACAUCACAUAUCCCAACACGACUGUUGUCGUGACCAAAACUCCUGCCAGCACCUUCUACUCUACGUACACAACACAAUGGUUCACCGAAGAGAGUGUCACCACUGUACCUGCUGCUACUGUCACGGUCACCGGCAGUGCCGGCUUGAGCGCUAGAAACGCUGCUCCUGAGCCCGCAGCACUCUCCGAUGCGCAGAUGGCCGAGGCUCUUGACUCUUUUCGCAGACAAACAAAUGCCCAGGGCUCCGAUGCAAGCAUGUCAGCGUCUUUCUCGAGUGCAUGCGCUUGCCAAAACUUCGCCGGGCCAACAGUCACCGCAACACGCACAGGCAAACCAAAUGUGUUCACCAUCUCUGCGUACGACCAAGAGACCACCACGAUCGUUUCUACAGUCUCAGCAGGCACUGUGACCAGCACGGUCGCACCAAGUGUCAGUGCUUCGUCAUCCAGCUCAUCUGUCUCUGUGGCGCCUGCUCCUGGUCCAACCGCGCCUCCUUUCACAUGUCCACAGGACAACGGUGCCAUCGUUGUGCAGCUCAUCGGCGUUGCAAGAUAUCAAUACCUUAUUCAAUGCGAUACAGAUAUCACUGAUGCCAACUUCUACGGCAUUCUCUCGUACAACAGCUACUCGGAAUGUGGUGCAGCUUGCUCGACCGCCAACAUGCGAUCUGGCAGUUCCGUCUGCCAGGGAUUUUCCUACUACGAUGCGCCUAGCAAUCAGGGCUAUAACUGCUUCCUGAAGGGAACAGCCAACCGUACCACCGCAGCGGUGGGCGUCGACAGUGGUAUACUGCUGGUUCCAUGUGGUACACCACUUACUACACCGCCUACUCGCUAUCAUGGGCUUCGGCUACAACUGUAUACGCGAGCUCCGCAACAGGGGUAUACAUCAGCAACUCGAGUUCAAGCGGAACAGAAUAUGGACCCGCUAGCUCUAAUGGCAACUAUUACACCAUCACUACUACCAACUACACUCAAAACUAUCCAGAAGGCUACAACGUAACGCAGAUCACUGCAAACAACACCUUCAAUGCCGGCGGCACUCAACUCUCUGGUCAGACAGUAACCUCAUACUUUUCCUACGCGACUGGUAGCUCAAGCUCCGGCAGUGGAAGUAACAUUGCGAGCAAUAUCGCUGGCAUUGUGACUGCUACAUCCGCCUGGACCAGUUUGCUUUCCACUGGCGUCGUAGUGUCAGGCGGCGGUGGCGCUAACGGAGGUGGCAACGGGGGUCAGGCGUCUGGAGUCUUGCAAACACCAGCACCCGUCAUUAUCAGCACUGGCGGCGGUACAGCCUACAGCACUGGAUUUGCGGCCUCGGGCGUGGCAGGUGGCAGCGGCGGCGCAAGUGGUACUGCUGCUUCGGGACUCUUGCCCUCGAAUGCCACAUCCUCCGUACCCAUCAUCACACUGACUUCCGUCACCUCCGGUCAGACAGGUAUUGUGGGUGCUAGCUCAUUCAUCGGAUCUGGUGUUAUCUCGUCUUCCGGAGCGGGCUUUACCCCAAUCACAGUCAUUAGCGGCGGCAGUGGUCUCAGUGGCGCGUCUUCGUCAUUUGAUUCCGGGAUUGUUCCAUCGUCUGGAUCUCCGUUUACUCCUGUGUCUAUCCUCAGUAGCGGAGGCGGUACUAGUGGCGUCUCCUCAACAGCUGCCUCUGGAAUAUUGCCCAGCUCUGGCUUGUCAAUCACUCCCAGUUCCAUGACGAGCGGCGCUUCCGGCACUUCUGGUGCGAGUUCCUCCGUGGCCUCAGGUGGGUUCUCAUUCAGCAACACCAAUGGUCUUCGAUCAGCAACACAGAGUUCCUCUGCCACUGCAGCAUCUGGCUUGAUUUCAUCCUCAGUGCCUUUGAGCUUACUGAGCACGACCUCGACCUCCACUCCCCUGAUCCUCACCGAGAGUAUUCCUGUUGUCACAGGGUCGGUACCCUUCAGCGCUCCAAGCGGACCUCGUAGCGGCACCAUAUCACCAAGUUCCAACUCUUCAGCGCCAUCCACUACGGGUUCGUCUACGCCACCGCAAGCCUUUACGACAACUUACACGGAGUCGUUUCCGAUCGACACUACCCUCAAACUCCCUCCUUUUACCAACUCCAUACGCUCUCGCUCCGGCUCUCUCUUCUCAAAGACAAGUUCAAUCGGAUCGGGAGCGUCCUCAUUCUUCCCAUCUGGUGCAACAAGCGUAUCUUUGCCAUCGUUGGGAUUCCCAUCGUCGACAGGCUCUGUACCGUUCAACGCAUCAACUGGUCGCCGAUCUGGUACUUUGUCAACAUCUUCGACAUUUCCAUCAUCUACCGGCUCAGUGCCAUUCAGCGCACCUACCGGGUCACGCUCUGGUAGUCUUCCCUCGUCUGGGUUCCCAGCAUUUAACACCUCGAUGCCUUUCAGCGCACCUACCGGGUCGCGCUCCGGCAGUCUCCCCUCGUCGGGUUUCCCGGCAUCUAGCACCUCGAUGCCUUUCAGCGCGCCAACCGGGUCGCGGUCCGGUUCUCUGCCAGCACCAUCAAGCUCACGCACCGCUCCAUUUGGCACCGCGCCAUCUUCGUCGAGAACCUUCAGCGCUCCCACGGGCUCGCGCAGCGGCACAGCUCCCCUCUCUUUCCCACCUUUCCCCACUGCGAGCGCCAAUGGUAGUUGUGUGACCCAGAUCAUGGGCACGAUGACCAUGUUCACCACCGUCACCGAGUAUGGUUGUUACUCCAAUUGCCCAGCAGGAAACUAUGGUGGUGGUCCCCGCGAUUCGCCAAAGACUUUUG